AUGAAUGUUCCAUCCAAUGGACAGCUAGUCAAAAGGAAUUCGCCGUCGUCUUCUAGUGGACUCGACUAUACACUCUCUUCACCCAACACUUUCACUCGAGAUGGAAGAAAUAAACUCAGAAACAGCGUCAGCAUGAAUAUUCCAUCCAAUCGACAGCUGGUCAAGAGAAAUUCGCCGUCGUCUUCUGGUGGACUCGACCAUACACUCUCUUCACCCAACACUUUCACUCGAGAUGGAAGUAAGUUCAACAAUGAUGAUAUCAUCUCUGAUGAUGUUUGUCGUGUGGCGUACGAAAGCUUAGCUUCUUUUUAUCGGAAUCUUAGGAAAAUAAUUCAGAAACAGCGUCAGCAUGAAUGUUCCAGCCAAUCGACAGCUGGUCAAAAGGAAUUCGCCGUCGUCUUCUGGUGGAAUCGACCUUCGAUUCUUUUGACCCAACACUCACUCGAAAGGCAAUUAGGCUCAACAUUGAUGAUAUAUUGCUCUGAUGAUGUUCGUCAUAUGACGUACGAAAUCUUAGCUCCUCUUUACCGGAAUCGAAGGAAAUUCACUCGGAAACAACAUCAGCAUGAAUGUUCCAUCCAAUCGCGAGCUGAUCAAGACCGAUUCGCCGUCGUAUUCUGGUGGAAUCGAUCUUCGAAUCUCUUCACCCAUCUAUUUCAUUCGAGAUGGAAGCAAGCUUAA
This is a messenger RNA of Protopolystoma xenopodis, 681 nucleotides long. The record is from the annotation of a GenBank genome assembly. NCBI's taxonomy places the organism in Eukaryota, Metazoa, Platyhelminthes, Monogenea, Polystomatidea, Polystomatidae.